GGGGCGGGUCUCGUGGUCUCGUCGAUGUAGUCCACUUCCUGCUUCUUUGCCCUGGUUUCGCCCGAUCAGCUGCAUCCAACCCUUUAUCCGACGAAAGGCACAAUGUCACAUCAAACGGGCAUUCAAGCGGGGAACGAUGUGAAAGAUAUCUUUGCCAGUGCCAAGAGCGGAGACCAGUAUCGAGUCUUAAAGAUCGUCAUUGACGAUGAGCAGCUGAGUCUGGGUGCCACUAGGAAAGCAUCAACGCAGUGGGACAAGGAGUAUGAUUCCUUAGUGCUGCCCCUCCUCGAGGAUGACGUGCCCUGCUAUAUUCUCUACCGGCUUGACUCCACUAACAACCAGGGCCACGAGUGGAUCUUUCUGGCCUGGUCUCCGGACCACUCUUCUGUGCGACACAAAAUGUUAUAUGCUGCUACCAGAGCCACACUGAAGAAAGAGUUUGGAGGAGGGCACAUCAAGGACGAGAUCUUCGCUACCACAAAGGAUGACUUAAAUCUCAGCGGAUACAGGAAAUAUCUGACCUCACAGGCUGCUCCGCUACCCCUCACUGCUGCAGAAGAGGAACUGAGACAGAUCAAACUAAAUGAGGUGCAGACAGACAUCAGUGUGGACACCAAGCAGCAGACCCUGCAGGGAGUGGCCUUCCCCGUUCACCAAGAUGCCGUCGCAGCACUUGAACGUUUUAGGGAGAAGAAAAUCAACUACGUACAACUGGAGGUAGACGCUCAACAAGAGCUGAUCCGGUUGUGCAGCACUGAGCCAACUGAGUUGAAAGACCUGCCAAUGAGAAUCCCUAAAGAGUCCGCACGUUACCACUUCUUCCUCUACAAACAUUCCCAUGAAGGCGACUACUUAGAGUCCACAGUCUUCAUUUAUUCUAUGCCCGGUUACAAGUGUAGCAUCCGAGAGAGGAUGUUGUAUUCCAGCUGCAAAAAUCCCUUGGUCGACAUGGUGGAAAACAAACUCCAGAUUGAGAUUGAGAAAAAGUUGGAGAUUGAUAAUGGGGAUGAACUGACCAGUGACUUCAUGUACGAGGAGGUGCAUCCCAAGCAGCAUGCACACAAGCAGGCCUUCGCCAAGCCCAAAGGCCCUGCUGGGAAAAGGGGCGGUCGCCGCAUCACCCGACCACCCGCAGAGGGAGAGGAGGCAGAUUAAAUAGACCUCAGUACCCGACCACGACCGCCACCUCCACUCCGAACACGUUCCACAGUGGAACAUUCCAGUGAUGGGGGGGGGAAAUCAUAUUUGACACACGCUUGUUUAAAAGAAUAAGACGAUAACCUCAAAUUCCCACAAAGUUCACCCAGAGACCCAACUAUGCACGCCAAGGACAACUGAGCAAUGACACACUUCAGAAUUUUCCAUUUGUAGCUUGCCAAAUGGAAGGCUAUAUAUGUAUGUUACUACAUUCAUAAAAAGUAAUUUACAAUGAUUCCAAGAGGCCCAAAGUUGAGGUUUUAAAUUUUUGCCAGCUCCAAGACUUAAAAAAAAAGUUAGUGCGACUAAUGUGAACUUGCGCCGAUAUGAUAAAACUCCUCCAUUUUGAGUUCA
This is a messenger RNA of Thunnus maccoyii (southern bluefin tuna), 1551 nucleotides long. It is a transcript of the gene twf1a, whose product is annotated as twinfilin actin-binding protein 1a. Gene Ontology annotation, molecular function: actin filament binding; actin monomer binding. Bases 103 to 1155 code for a protein of 350 amino acids. Gene Ontology annotation, biological process: barbed-end actin filament capping; actin filament depolymerization; regulation of lamellipodium assembly. Gene Ontology annotation, cellular component: cytoplasm; myofibril; actin filament. NCBI's taxonomy places the organism in Eukaryota, Metazoa, Chordata, Actinopteri, Scombriformes, Scombridae. The record is from RefSeq and is a predicted model, not a curated record. The transcript has 9 exons.